CGUGAAAGCUGACGAACGUAAUCCCAUACGUUCCCAAGAUAUCCUACGAUAUCUUAAAUCUACAUUUUUUUAAAUCAUCUCUGACGACAACAAUUCGCAUUGGCAUCGAUCGAAACGUAGCAAGAAUCCUGCGAAAAAGGCAUCGGUUGAGGCGAUUUUUGGAGAUCAGUCUCUCCGAAGAUUAUGAUAUAAGGUCGCCGGUAAAACCGAGGAUCGAUCAUCCGGUACGCGCACACACGAGAAUGACAACUUACGCGGCCUUCCAGCAAUACGAUCUCCUGGACUCCGAGGGCUACGGAUCGGCGAGUAGCCCGGAAUCGAAUCCACGUGGCAAUUGGCAUCACCAGGAGAUCUAUCCGCAGCCGCCGCGAUCCAGGGGUAGCAGCUGCGGCAGCGUCAGCUCCGUAGACAGUCACCACCAGCAAGAGUAUCAAGAAAUCGUUCCAAAUGGCAGCCUCCACGUGACUGCUGGCUUCAAUUUCGGCGACUUCUACGAAGGCUACCAUCAGGAGGGUGAUUAUCGGAACGAGCAUCAGUCAACAUUGAACGUUAACGGCGCCAGGAAUAUCAUCAAAGAUCAUCACGCCAAGGUGACUUACAGAAUGAACGAACAGUGCACGUCUUAUGACGACGCAACGUCCAGAAUGACUUUUAACGACAGUACUGUAAACAAGCAAGAGCCGGCAGGAUACAUUCCAAAAAUGGAUCAUCAUCCAGUCGGAAUGUUUACAAAUUCCAGAACCGAUUCUGGUCAGAAUCAGGAAGCUUUUUUCCCCACAAAAAGCUAUGUAAAAAGCGGUAUCUAUCAUCCGCGGAACGAGAGUCACCCUUACGCUCAGAGAACGACGGACGUUCUUUACCUAGGCGCCGCUUAUAACGUGCCGAGGAACGAAGCUCACUUAGCGAACGGUCAGCCGGGCAAAUGCGAUCAGUCGAGGUACUAUCAGAGAAAUGACAGUCUUCAUGUUUCGCCAACGGAAUACCAAGGGCAAAAAUCCAAGGAGGCGGCGGUGCAGAAGAUGAAGAACAGCACGCCCGGCAUCGAGGUACUGAGGAAGAGGCGAUUGGCGGCAAACGCCAGAGAGAGAAGAAGAAUGAACAGUCUAAACGACGCUUUCGACAGACUACGGGACGUCGUGCCCAGUCUGGGCAAUGAUAGAAAGCUCAGCAAGUUCGAGACGCUGCAAAUGGCACAGACCUAUAUCGCCGCGCUCUACGAAUUGCUACAGCGCGAAUAAACAAGCGAAUUUAGCGACAAAAAAUUCUCUUCUUGGAAAGAAGAUCGAGCGUUUUGCUCGAUGUCAUUGUGAUGAUAUAAAGCUCCAAAACAUCACGUAUAUAGAGCUUAAAAACAUCACGAAUAUGAUGUGAUGACAAUUCCACCUUCUUGAGAAGAUCGGCGCGAAUCUCGAUGAUAAAAAUCUCGAGUUAAUCCAAAGUUAAUUAAUCGAGAGAAGGAUCAAUGUCAUCUUCGUGGGAUUCUGCAGGAGUGUUUCCCGUUUGAGUUUCCAUCAUUCGGAGAGAUGCUAAUUGAAAGAUCGCUGUUUGAGUCUUCAACAAGAACGACAAGACUUGUUCUUCCUUCGACGGACUUCAACGUUAAACCGCAGGUAAUGACGAAUUGUCGGGAUACCGAGAAAGAGACGGCUCGCUCGCGGAAAGUAUGAGAAUUAACGAGCAGACUGGAAAUCGAGACUUCAUUAACUUGUAAAUGAGUCACUCAACUACGGCGGCAUCGACCGUAAAUGGAGAAAUACGUAAACGGAAAAGCAUAAUACCGGCCUUGUUAUCACGG
Molecule: messenger RNA, 1795 nt
Organism: Cataglyphis hispanica
Lineage: Eukaryota; Metazoa; Arthropoda; Insecta; Hymenoptera; Formicidae
Exons: 1
Coding region: 243-1238 (331 amino acids)
Molecular function (GO): protein dimerization activity
Source: RefSeq, a predicted model, not a curated record